ACGGGAUAUUAACCAGCGACGUGUCGUCAACACGCACUACCCCUCUUUCCUAUCCAUUUCUUCAUACGCAUUCACACUCUCUUCGGGAAGAAGCUCUGCCAUUAUUUAUCAGUGCAAAUCAAACUGCCAUUGUUUCGUCGAUUCUACUCGCAAAAGGAAUUAUUCACCGGCAUCGUUUAAUCUAGGGUUUCUGAUUGGAGCUCCGCUGUUCAAUUGAAGAAUCGGAGCCAUUUCUCAUUUCGCCGCGGUAGGUGGAUUAUAGUAUUAAGUUGCUUCGUCUUGUGGUAAACUGUGGUCUGGAAAUUGCGUCGCGCUGAAUGAUUAGUCGAUUUUAGGCUAGGGAUUUGAGGAGAUUUGAUUCGUUGAGAAUGAUGUCUGUGGAGAGAUCGUUUGAAGCGUGGGAGGAGGUCCAGCGGCACGGUCAGGACUUGGCCGAUAAGCUUGCGCAGGGAUUUACAGGUCUGAUUCACUCUCACAUAACUCCGCCGUCUUUCGUCUGGCCGAAUCCUCCCACACCGAGGCUGGAGUUUCCGGCGCGGAGUUUUAUGAGGAAUGACUUUGGCCUGUCCGUGGAUCAGUCCACGAUAACUGGCGUGACGGCUAUUUUUGACAUCGGGAACAGGAUAGGGCAGGCGGGGGCUGAUUUUGGGGCGAGUUUGAAUGGUGUGGUUCAGCAAUUCUUCAGGCGGCUGCCGGUUCCGUUUCGGCAUGAAGAGAGCGCUGGGCUUUCGUUGGGAACAGAUGGUCAUGGACAGAGGGCGAAUGUUGGAAUUUCGCUGCAGGAGGAUUUAGGGUCUCUGGCUGAACGAUUCAAGGAUUAUGGUAUUCCUGAAAAUGGUGCUGCGGUGGUGGAGGGUUCGACUGAGGACGAGACGCAGGCAUUAAAAAAGUUGGGUCGAGCACAGGGUACUCUCAAUGUCACAUCGACUUAUGACAGUAGAACCAGAAAUAUAGAGAGCUCUCUGGUUGCCAGAGGAGAUUUAUGGCGAGUAGAGGCAUCACAAGGUAGUUCAACAUCAGGCAGUGAUAAUUCUUCCCUUUUCCUCGUCCAGCUUGGGCCUGUACUUUUUGUCCGGGAUUCCACUCUUCUUUUGCCUGUCCAUUUGUCAAAGCAGCAUCUUCUGUGGUAUGGCUAUGAUAGAAAGAAUGGAAUGCAUUCACUUUGUCCAGCUGUAUGGUCAAAGCAUAGGAAGUGGCUGUUAAUGUCAAUGAUCUGCCUCAACCCUUUCACUUGUUCUUUCAUGGAUGUGCAGUUUCCUAAUGGCCAGUUAACCUAUGUAUCUGGUGAAGGUAUAUCAACCAGUGCAUUUCUGCCCCUCUGUGGUGGUCUACUUCAAGCACAGGGUCAUUAUCCAGGAGAGAUGAAGUUUAGUUUCUCUUGCAAGAACAAGUGGGGAACACGCAUAACACCUACAUGGCAGUGGCCUGACAAAUCAUUUGCCUUAGGAUUGGAGCAGGCAUUGGCCUGGAAGAGAUCUGGUCUCAUGGUGAGACCAACAGUCCAAUUAAGUUUAUGUCCGACAUUUGGUGGAAGUUUUCCUGGAGUACAUAUGGAAGUUACUCAUUCUGUGAAGGAUGAAUUUAAUCUUAGUUGUGGAUGUGCCCUCGUACAUCGUCCUUCUGCUUUUGCAUCAGCAUCGGUUGGGAGGUCCAAGUGGAAUGGAAACGUUGGAAGUGCAGGGGUAGUUGUGAAAGUUGAAACUCCUCUAGAUCAUUUUGGCAAUCCUUCUUUCUCUGUUCAGUUAAACAGCGGAAUCGAGUUUUAACUAUGUCCUCUUGUUUGCUGCCUUGUGUUUUAGAACUGCGCCUUGAAGUUAACUGUAUACACCGUGUUUAGGGCAUCGUAUCCUCUCUAGUCUCUCCAGCAAUUCUGGGUUAAGAAGAUAGAAUAGAAGAUGUGAAUAUUUAUGCCAAGUUGAAUAGAUUGUAUUUUGGUGCAUUUAGCAGUGGUUAAUUUUAUUCUGUUUAAUCAAGUUAAAUAGAUUUCGAGUUA
This is a messenger RNA of Salvia hispanica, 1993 nucleotides long. RefSeq lists its product as uncharacterized. Lineage: Eukaryota; Viridiplantae; Streptophyta; Magnoliopsida; Lamiales; Lamiaceae. The record is from RefSeq and is a predicted model, not a curated record.